AUGUAUACAUCCAAUUAUUCAUUUCCGGUGUGUAGCUCUAGCUCAUCACAGAGGCCUUCUGUCCCUGUAAAAUAUGAUUUCAUCAGCUUUAUUGGAACCUCUCUUCCAUUUCCAUCCAAGCCACUGCCGAGAAAGCUGGAGAAAAUCUUAACCGGGGUACAUGAAACAAUCAAGAAGAAUACGGUGGAACUGAUAGAUGCAUUUGUUGACUUGGCGUUUGAUUUUGUUGAUCAGCCAUUGCUCCCGUCUCAGGCAAAUUUUGCUCCGGUAGAAGAGUUGGAAGGGGCUAUUCAUGUUGCGGAUAUAGAAGGGAUUAUUCCAGACGAUUUUCCCGACGGAGUUUACAUCAGGAACGGACCGAACCCACUUUUUGGAGGAUACAAAUCAGCAAUUUCUAUGUUUGGAAAAUCAAGCCAUACAUGGAUAGAAGGAGAAGGAAUGCUUCAUGCAUUAUAUUUUAGUAAACUGAGCAGCGGCACCAGGACCAUUUCAUACAAAAACAGAUAUGUCCAAUCAGAUACAUUCAAAUAUGAAACAGCAAGAAGAAAGCCUGCUUUCCUUCCAGCAAUCGAAGGAGAUUCACCAGCUGUUUUUUCUGCUCUUAUGCUGAAUUUGUUGAGAUUUGGCACUGUUGACAAAUUCCUUAGCAAUACCAACGUUUUUGAGCAUUCUGGGAGAUUCUAUGCGAUUGCUGAGAAUCAUGCACCUCAAGAAAUUGACAUCAAGACACUUGAAACUAUAGGAAAAUGGGAUCUUCAUGGAGCUUGGGAUGGACCCUUUACUAGCCACCCCAAGAAAGUUUUAUUAACAGGAGAACUUGUAGUGUUUGGGGUUAGUGCACAAAGACCAUAUAUGAAGCUGGGAGUCCUAUCAGCUGACGGGAGGAAAAUGAAACAUCAAGUGGACCUUGAACUAAAAAGGUGCACUCUUUGCCAUGACAUAGGGGUUACAGAAAGCUAUAAUGUGAUCAUGGAUUUUCCACUAACUAUAGACAUAAAUCGACUGAUGACUGGUGGCUCACUAAUAAGGUAUGAGACAGAAGGAUAUGCAAGAAUUGGAGUAAUGCCUCGUUAUGGAGAUGCUAAGUCCAUCAGGUGGUUUGAGGUGGAACCAUGCGCUGCACUUCACAUGAUUAAUUGUUUCGAGGAUGGUGAUGAGAUUGUAGUGAUGGCGUGCAGAGCUCGUGGAUCAAUUAUACCAGGACCUGAAUUUGGUUCUAACAAAUUUGAGUGGUUUUCCAGAGGUUUUAAGCAUAUAAGGUCAGUAGAUGCAUCUCAGAAAGAUUUACAGGAUGGAGCAUUUUUUAGUCGUGUUUAUGAGUGGAGAUUGAACAUUGAAUCUGGAGAGGUGAAAGGAAGAUAUCUUACUGGGACAGAGUUUUCUAUGGAAUUCCCUGUUAUAAACGAGAAAUUUACUGGUGUUAAAAAUAAAUAUGGAUACACACAGGUUGUUGAUUCUGCGGCAAGCUCAAACUCAGGGAUGGCAAAAUAUGGUGGACUUGCAAAGCUUUAUUUUGAAGAGAAAGCAUUUGACCUUUCACUGUUCAUGAAGGUUGAGCGUCACAAGUUUCAAGAAAACACAUUUUGUUCAGGAGCCACCUUUGUCCCUAACUCUGUUGGUGUUGAAGAGGAUGAUGGUUGGAUCAUCGCAUUUGUACACAACGAACGGACUAAUAUAUCUCAGGUCUAUGUCAUUGAUGCCAAGAAGUUUGCAAGUGAACCAAUUGCCAAGAUCAUGCUUCCAAGUAGAGUGCCGUAUGGUUUUCAUGGAGCUUUUCUGGCAUUAUGUUCACAAGGUGAGGAGCCGUAUAAGCACUUGCAAGAGUUUGAUGUCGUUUGCAACAGCAUAAAACCCCCGAGAAUUACAGAAGAGCAGAUAAAAAUGAGGGCAUUCCCCUUCUUCUUGAAGGAUUCUGCAAAAGACUGGAUGUACUACCUACCACUAGGUAGCAUCACCACAUGGGACCAGCUGAAGAAAAAGUUUUUGGACAAAUAUUUUCCUGCGUCUCGAGCUGCAAGUCUAAGGAAGGAGAUAUGUGGUAUCAAGCAGCAUUCAGGAGAGUUGCUUUAUGAUUACUGGGAGCGAUUCAAGAAGUUGUGCAUCAAGUGCUCUAAGCACCAAAUAAGUGAGCAAUUGCUCAUACAAUAUUUUUACGAAGGGCUACUCUUCAGCGACAGGAGUAUAAUUGAUGUUGCAAGUGGAGAGAUAUUGGUGAACAAGACUCCUCGAGAAGCGUGGGAGCUAAUUGAAGGAAUGGCCGAGAAUUCGCAGCAGUUUGGUACGAGGGAGGAUGUCCUGACACGCAAAGUGAAUGAGGUAGAGACAUCUUCUACCCAGCAGUAG
Molecule: messenger RNA, 2343 nt
Organism: Coffea arabica (coffee)
Lineage: Eukaryota; Viridiplantae; Streptophyta; Magnoliopsida; Gentianales; Rubiaceae
Source: RefSeq, a predicted model, not a curated record